AUGGACCAAAACGCAGACAUACACUCCCCAGCAAAAGGCUCUGCCGCUGUUCAAGCAACAAUACCGAGGGAUAACAUCAUAUCCGCUUUAAAGUACGUCCUACGUCUGAAGCAGAAAAAAUAUGCCAGACUCGGAGUCGAAGAACAACUCGCGGCAGAAAGGCCAGGGCCAACCAUGGACUUAUAUAGAAAGAAGAUCGUGGAGAGCAUGAGCGAAAUGAUUGGGACAUCGGAUAUUGACCGGGAUUUGGAGGGUCUGAUGACACUGAACACGACUUUCGAAAACUCGAUUGUGAAAAGACUCAGGGAUAAGUUACAGAUGGAGAUUGAGAAGGAUGUAGUAGAAUUAGAGAAGAUGGUGGUAAAGGCAAUAGAGGCGGAGGAAAUACCGAUUAGUGCAGAAGAAGUAUUGGAAAUGGAGAUGACCGCCGCGCAGAUAUUUGAGAAAUGGGAAUCGAUGGAGCUGGAUGUGGAGCUGCGCAAGAAGCAGGAUGCGUUGAAAGCAAAGAAUCAGAUGGAGAAUGAAAGGAAGAAAUAG
This is a messenger RNA of Sclerotinia borealis F-4128, 537 nucleotides long. Lineage: Eukaryota; Fungi; Ascomycota; Leotiomycetes; Helotiales; Sclerotiniaceae. The record is from the annotation of a GenBank genome assembly.